Molecule: messenger RNA, 477 nt
Organism: Lottia gigantea (owl limpet)
Lineage: Eukaryota; Metazoa; Mollusca; Gastropoda; Lottiidae
Exons: 4
Biological process (GO): cell division
Molecular function (GO): protein binding
Source: RefSeq, a predicted model, not a curated record
CAGGCUGCUAUUUGGGAUGCAUUAAAUCACUAUUCAUUUCCUGAUGCAACAUUUCUAGCUGAAAGACUGUUCGCAGAAGUUCCGAAUUACGACACAUUAUACCUACUGGCGACGUGUUACUACAGGUCAGGAAGACCAAUACAGGCUCAUAUGUUAUUAAAGAAACACGAUUCCCCUAGACAUGACUGUAAAUAUUUACUGGCUAAAUGCUGUAUGGAUAUAGACAAGCUAUAUGAAGCUGAAACUAUAUUAGUUGGAGAUGUAUUUGCUAAAUAUACCAAUAGUUUAGAUGAAAUAGAAAUAGAGUAUGGUAAUAUGGCUUGUCACGUAUUUUCCCUCUUAGCUACACUUUACUCUAAAACAGACAGAAUAGAGAAGGCUGGGGAGUGUUACAAGCGUAGUUUACGAUUAAAUCCUCUGUUAUGGAAAUCAUUUGAAAGACUUUGUCAGUUAGGUAAGUUGUACCUUCUUACUUAA